Molecule: messenger RNA, 4317 nt
Organism: Prorocentrum cordatum
Lineage: Eukaryota; Dinophyceae; Prorocentrales; Prorocentraceae
Source: the annotation of a GenBank genome assembly
UCGAUGGACGAGCUGAGGCACACCAUGAAGGAGGCCCUCUUCCCGAGGGACGAGAGCGCCUCCCAGAAAGCCCUGGCAGAGGAGGUCGGAGCCCACCGCACGCCGAACAUGACGAACGCAGCGAUGAAGCUAGAGAUCCGCAAGGCCGUGCUGAUGAAGACGAAGCCCGAGCCGACGGACUUCAUGGGUUUCGGCAAGCACGGGGCCCUGACGUGCCGGCAGGUCCGGAUCCAGUGCCCGUCCUACGCCGAGUGGGCCCAGAAGGAGGCCAGCACCGACAGCAGCUGGGAGCUCACCCAGUGUGUCUCGUGGCUCAACGAGAUGAAGGUAGUCCAGGAGAUGGCCAAGGGCCCGGUGGAAGCUCCAGUGGAGCCUACCAGGGCACGAGGGGGCGCGAGGUCAUCUCGUCGGCGCACAAUGGACGUGAUGAUGGAGGACGAGCUCGGCGAGGAGACGUUGCGAUCGGCCCACCAGGAGGAGCUGACAGCCAACCGCCAGGCACAGAAGGAGAUGCUGGCGGCUCUGGGCCAGCUCAACCAGAGGCUGGAGCGCCUCGAGGCGCCGAGGGCUCCGAGUUCCGCGGACAGUUGUAUCGCAGUGGAGCACAGUCACACGAAGAUGGCCGAGAAGUUUGGCGAGGAGGCCGCGCAACGGGUCAGCUCGUGGAGCAGCCACAAGCUCGGGGCGGCCCAGGGCAAUCAGAAGGCCCGGGGGGCCCGGGACAAGGCCGAGCCCGACCACCUCUGGAUCAGCACUCGAAAACGACGGCUCCAAGCGAUCAAAGAGUACAAGGGCGCGGUGCAAUUGGUGUACGACCAGGUGGCCCAGGGGGGGCACGCCCACUGGGAGUGGCCCAUCAAGUGCGAAGGAUGGGGCCAUGCCUUGAUUCGCCAGAUGAUCGAGGCCUGCUCAAUGACCGCGGUGAAGGUGGCCGGGUGCCAGCUCGGGGUCAAGAAUGAGAAGGGAGAGCCCCUCUUGCAGGAGUGGCUCAUCGCUACGACCUCACCGAAGAUGGCGGCUCGGAUGGCCACAGAGUGCCCAGGAGGUCGCCGGCAUGGUGAGCUCAUGGGCGGGGGCCUCACGGCCUCGACAAGCUACUACACGGACGAGUUCGCCCAGAGGACCGCGCGGGCCAUGAUCGAGGGGGCCGCGCCGGACUACCACGAGCUCUUCAGGAGCAUGCCUGCAGAGAAUGAGACCAACGAGCACGCCUUCGCGGGGCAACGGGAGUCGAACUCGCACGCCGAGGACCCUGGCUCCAAGGAGUACCAGAAGAUCAUGCAGUGGCUCACGUCUGUGCACCGAGGGUCCGGUCACAGCUCCAAGGACUUCCACUGCGGGGCGCGCGAGGAGGCGAACAACCACCGCCCGACGCACCCGCCCGUCAGUCUCGCGGCCAUACCCCCGAAGUGGAAGCAGAUCCAGGCGGACCAGUUCGAGUGGGAGCACCCGCGGACGAAGCUCAAGGCCAAGUUUUCGCUGAUCGUUGACGAGAACUGCAAGGUCGGGGUCACUAAGCUGUUAUACCACAUGGUGGGUCAGGACCUCCACAGGAAUCCCGUCUGGGCAGACCUCAAGAGCUUCUACGAGGAAAGGUGGCUACCGUACUUCGGGAAGCCGCAGCGCGUGAAGGUGGACCCCGAGGGCUCCUGGAUGUACAAGCAGGCCGCCCAGUAUUUUGACUCGGACUCCAUCGGGUACGAGCCGAGCCCCGGCCAGGCUCACUGGCGCAUUUCCCUUGCGGAAGAGGCGAUCCAGGCAACCAAGGGGACGAUGGACAAGCUCGUGACUGAGAACCCGGACAUGUCCACCGAAGAGGCCCUGGCCCGCGCCACCGCAGCCAGGAUUUCCCGGGAGGGCGCGCGGGGCCACUCCCCCUUGCAGCGCGCGCUGGGAAGGGCCCCUGACCUGGACGGCCACUUCUUCGAGAGCGACUUCGACGAGCUGCCCUGCGUCGAGGCCCAGCGGGUCGACAAGGAGUAUGGCGAGAACUACAUGAGGAUGUGCGCGGCCGAGCAGGAGUACCUGAGGCAGGUGCACCUGCGUCGCCUGAGUCGCGCAGAGAAUGCCAAGAACCAGUUGCUCAAGGCCGUGGCGCCUGGCAUGUGGGUGCGCUAUUUCCGCAAGGAGACAGGCGAGGUCAAAGGACGCAUCAUCAAGGUGGAUGUGUGCCAGAUCCGAGCUGCGUCCACGCGGGAGAUCGCCUGCGCUGAGCUCGGGGCGGGCAAGGACACGCCCUGGACCGCGAACGCAUUCAUGAAUCAGGCGAUGCGGCAGGUGCCUGAACCAGCGCCUCCAGUGAAGAAGGCCCGCCACGAGGAGCCGCCCAGUGAGACCAAGUCCGAGCGCAACCAGAUCCCUGUGCGCAGGGCGAUUCGGAAGAAUACACCACCGCCAGGAGGAGUGGCCAGCAUCGCGAAGGCAGCCCGGGCUGCGCAGGCAGAGGAUAUCACGAUGGAAAGGGCUGCCCUGAUGGCCAAGGCAUCCUCGGAUGCACGAUCCUUCUGGGCACGGCAGGGGACAUCCCUGGGGAUCUCGGUCGAGCUGCCCCCGGCAGGACAGCCCCUGAAGCAGGCCACGAGACGCAUGAGCACCUACAUGGCAGGCCAACUGAAAAGUGGGAAGCGAGAGAUCGCAGAGCGGACCCUCGCCCUGGUGGAGGUGGCGAAGUUCAGCGUCGCCAAGGCCACCGAGGUGAACAACUACGUGAUAUCCUCCGCGCUGGAAUCCAUGCCGCCUGGGGCCACCCCGCCACCAGAGGAUGUAAUGCGCAUGCGGUGGAUCCUGGAGUGGAAGAUGGAUGAGACUACGAGUGAGAAGAAACCCAAGGCCCGGAUCGUGGUCUUGGGUUACAUGGAUCCUGAGUACGAGCACCGGCCGACGACCGCACCAACCAUGACCAGGACCUCCCGGCACCCGGUGCUGCAGGCUAUGGCGUGGCUCGGGUUCAAGGGUUACAAGGCCGACGUGACAGUAGCGUUUACCCAGAACCGGGAGAUCAAGCACGACCUGUUCGGGAUGCCCGUGGAGGAGCUGGCCGUCGCCCUGGGGAUGCUCGAAGGGGUUGCGAUGCGACUGCGGAAGGCAGGCUAUGGGCUCGUGGAGGCAGCCAUCGAGUGGUUCAUGACGGUGGGCGAGGCCCUGGAGGAGUUCGGCUGGACGCAGAUGAAGAUGGACCCAUGCGUUUUGGCACUCCACGGCCAAUCCCACGGCCAGGACACCAGCUUCACGAAGGAGGCCAUGGGUCUAUUCACGGGGUCCGAGGUAAUGGGCGAGCUGAUCGCGGCGGAGGGCGACCUGGACAUUGUGGCUAUCGCAGGGCCCCGCGUGGAUGACUUCCUGCUCGGAGGGAAGGAGACGGACCCCAGGUGGAUCGAAGCCCGGAAGAAGAUCGAAGAGCGGUUCAAGUGGAACGUAUGGGAGACCGAGAAUUUCAUGCAGACUGUUGUCCGGAUCCGGCAGCUUCCAGAUAUGAGCUUCAAGAUGGACCAGAGUGAGCAUGUCAAGACCAUCGAGAAGGCAGUCGUGAGCCCGGGGCGAAAGAAGAACAAGGACGCCCCGACCACCGACAAGGAGAAGGGGCAGCUGAGGGCAAUCCUGGGUGCCAUCGGCUGGCGCUCCGAGCAGUCAGGCCCCGUGCACUCGGCGGGCGCAAGCCUGUUGCUAAGCGCGAUGCCGUCCUCCACCGUGCAGACCCCCGUGGACACGAACCGCCUGGUGGACAGGGUGCUGGAGGGAGCAGACCUCCCCGUGGGCAUCUACAGCCAUUCUAGCGCGCAGGUGAUCGUUCCCAUCGAGUGGUCAGAUUCCUCGGAAGCGAACCGCCCCGACGGAAAAUCCACCAAGGGACUUGUCACAGAGAUGGCCCCACUACGCAUCAUGCAGGGAGAUGAGUCAGACGUGAGCAUGAUAUCAUGGAAGUCAGGAAAGAUCCACCGAGAGUGCCGGAGUUCAGUAUCAUGUGAGACCCGAUCAGCUGUGGACGGUGAGGACGAACUGUUCGGGGUCAAGCUCCAGGGCUUGGAGAUGCUCGGCAAUCAGAUCGACUGGCGCAACUCGGAAGGGACACUCAGUCAGUUACCCGCCGCCCUCGUGGUGGACGCAAAGGGUCUCUACGACAAGUUGCAGACCACGGUGUACACAUUCCGCGGCAAGGAAAAGAGAAUUGACGUGGAGGCCAUGACCUUGAAGGAGGGAUCGGCGGCGUCCAACAACUGGGUGCUGUGGGCGCACGGAGACGCUCAGCUGGCGAACUUUUUGACGAAGGGGCACGAGCCUGGACAGCUGGGGAUGUACUACAACAGUGGCCACAGGUGA